AUGAGUCCUUCACAAUUUCAUGCCAAGAAAGAAAUCACCCCAAUCUUCACAAAAUCCAACAACAACAACGGUAAUGGAAUGUUACCACCACAUUUGAAAAUCAAUAGAGAUUCUCAUUUCAUCAAAAAAUCAUCUUCAUCGCCACCAUCAUCAUCUUCUUCGUCAUCGUCGACUUCAUCAACGAUGAUCAAUAGCAUGGCAACAUCAAAUAAACCACCUCAACAACAUCGUCACCCUGUAAUAAUCUACACGCAUUCUCCGCGUGUCAUCCACACGGAGCCUAAGGACUUCAUGCAAUUGGUGCAAAAGCUCACCGGACUCACUCGCUCGGAGGAAAAGGUAAAGAAUGACGAGAACAAUAUUGUUUCGUCGUCUCAACACCAACCUCCAAAACAAGAGUCUGGCACGAGCAAUAUGGUGGGAGACAAAGAGAAUGACCAAAAGAAAGUGGUUAUGCAGAGAAACGAGGACAAUGACGUGUCGUCAUCGGUGAUCACGGACGAACACAUUUAUGGAAACAAUAUUGGAGAAAAUCGAGAAAAUCAAUAUUUUAUUGCUACGGAGGCACCAAUGUUUGAGCCUCCGUUUAACCCUUACCUGACAAACUAUUUGGCAUCAAACUCGGCGGAGUUUUUGUACUCGAGCCCGCCGUUAUUGCCGUUAUUGAACUACUCAGAUUCAUUUUUCUCUCACAACAUGACAGCCGGUCUUCCAAACUCUAACACCUUGGAAGGGAUGAAUGAGUUUGGUGACUAUGGAUUAUAG
Lathyrus sativus (Indian pea) is the source of this 765-nucleotide messenger RNA. NCBI's taxonomy places the organism in Eukaryota, Viridiplantae, Streptophyta, Magnoliopsida, Fabales, Fabaceae. The record is from the annotation of a GenBank genome assembly.